GAACGCUCAUGCAGUCCGUGGUCACUCUCCAAUUUAUCGACCGGUCCGACCAGUCUCCCACCUCUGCCCCUCCUUCACCUCCCCUUCCCCCUCCUUAUUUUCUGCGACACGCCCCCGCUCCCUUUCCUGUCUGCCCUAUUCUGCACACACGCAGACUUUUUGUCCGGUCAAGCGUGUUGUAUCGUCGCCCAUCUCUGUAAGGUGCUGCUCGUCUGAAAUCCGCGCAAUGGCAUCGAAGGAUAGAGAUAUUCUUCCGGACGUGGUCAAGCCAGUUCAUUACAAUGUGUCUCUAUUCGAUCUUCAACUUGGCGGCGCGUGGGGCUAUAAGGGCGUCGUCAGGAUAGAUUCUAAGAUCACUCGUCCCACUAGAGAGAUUGUGAUAAAUUCAAAGGAAAUCGAAGUCCAGGAUGCUGAGGUUCAUGGGAAAGAUGGGACCAAAUUGGCAAAGGCGUCCGACAUCACAUACGAUACGAAAUCGGAAAGAGUCACCUUAAUCUUUUCUGAAGAGAUCGCUCCUUUGGACGUUGUCCUGUCAAUCAGUUUCACCGGUACCAUGAACAAUGCCAUGGCUGGAUUCUAUCGUUCCAAGUACACACCAGUGGUGGACCCGACCGAAGAUACUCCCAAGGAGGGAGAUUUCUAUUACAUGCUGAGCACCCAGUUCGAAUCUUGUGAUGCUCGCAGAGCGUUCCCCUGCUUCGAUGAGCCGAACUUGAAGGCCACAUUCGAUUUCGAGAUUGAGGUACCCAGCGGUCAAACGGCUCUUAGCAACAUGCCUAUCAAGUCUGAGAGGAGCGGCAGUAAACCAGGGCUUAAGCUCGUCUCUUUCGAAACGACUCCAGUCAUGAGUACAUAUCUUUUGGCAUGGGCAGUUGGCGAUUUCGAAUACGUCGAGGCUAUGACUCAGCGCAAGUAUCAAGGCAAGAGCAUACCUGUACGUGUAUAUACGACCAAGGGUCUCAAGGAACAGGCUCGGUUUGCCUUGGAAUGUGCCCAUCGUACUGUCGACUACUUCUCUGAGGUCUUCGAGAUCGAAUAUCCACUGCCUAAGGCGGAUCUUCUUGCUGUCCAUGAAUUUGCCAUGGGUGCUAUGGAGAACUGGGGACUUGUCACCUACCGAACGACUGCCGUUCUCUUCAAUGAGGGCAAGUCGGAUACCAGGUACAAGAAUCGCAUUGCAUAUGUUGUCGCUCACGAACUGGCACACCAAUGGUUUGGGAACCUCGUAACGAUGGAUUGGUGGAACGAGCUGUGGCUCAAUGAGGGUUUUGCGACAUGGGUUGGCUGGCUUGCUGUCGAUCAUUUCUAUCCUGAAUGGAACAUCUGGUCUCAGUUCGUUGCUGAAGGUGUCCAACAAGCAUUUCAACUCGACUCAUUGCGAGCAUCUCACCCUAUUGAAGUGCCUGUGAGGAACGCUCUCGAAGUCGAUCAGAUCUUUGAUCAUAUUAGCUAUCUUAAGGGAAGCUCGGUCAUUCGGAUGUUGAGUGAUCAUCUUGGUCGAGAAACUUUUCUACGUGGGGUUGCUGCAUAUCUUAAAUCCCACGCAUAUGGUAACGCCACCACCAAUGACCUCUGGAGCGCACUCAGCAAAGCGUCCAAUCAGGAUGUUACUAGUUUCAUGGACCCCUGGAUCCGUAAAAUCGGCUUUCCCGUUGUCACUAUAACAGAGGAACCAGGUAAGAUCAGUGUUCGUCAAAGCCGCUUCUUGUCAACGGGUGAUGCAAAGCCCGAAGAAGAUGAGACGACCUGGUGGAUUCCCCUUGGCGUGAAGUCGGACCCUAAGAUGGCAGACGUAAAGUCCGGUGCCCUUGUUUCCAAGGCAGACAUACUUGGGGGUGUCGGACAAGAUUCCUUUUACAAGCUAAACAAGGACCUCUCUGGCUUCUACCGAACCAAUUAUCCUGCUGACCGGCUGGAAAAACUCGGCCAAUCCUUGGACCUGUUGAGCACCGAAGAUAAGAUUGGGUUGAUUGGCGAUGCCGCUGCCCUAGCCGUUUCCGGAGACGGAAACACUGCUGCCUUACUGGCUCUGUUAGAGGGAUUUAAGGACGAGAAAAAUUAUCUGGCCUGGUCUCAAAUAUCUUCCUCCGUUGCAAACUUGCGUUCGGUAUUUGCCUUGAACGAGUCGGUAGCAGCGGGGCUUAAGAAAUUCUCCCUUGAACUGGCGUCCCCUGCUGCCAAUAAGAUUGGCUGGGAAUUUAGCUCGGAGGAUGAUUAUCUUACCGUGCAGCUCCGUAAACUCCUCAUUGGAAUGGCUGGCCUUGCGGGCCACGACAAUAUUAUAUCCGAGGCCAAGCAACGAUUCGAGCUUUGGAAAUCAGGCAGUGAUAAGGAUGCCGUGCAUACUAACCUCCGCUCUGUGAUUUUCGGUAUCGCAAUUUCGGAGGGUGGCCUUCAAGAGUACGAUGCUGUGAAGCAGGAGUAUCUUAAGACCGAUUCUGUUGAUGGCAAGGAAAUUUGUCUGGGUGCCCUCGGACGUACUAAAGACGCUGGCCUAGUCAAUAACUACUUGGACUUUGUCUUCUCAGACAAGGUUGCAAUCCAGGACGUGCAUAAUGGUGCGGUCUCACUGGCUUCAAAUCCCCUGACUCGUCACCUUCUUUGGGAUUACAUGAAAACGAACUGGGCAUCCGUUGAAGCUCGUUUGUCGGCGAACAAUGUUGUAUUUGAAAGGUUCGUUCGUAUGGGGCUAUCAAAGUUCGCGGACCAUGGUAUUGCAGCCGAUAUCGCUUCUUUUUUCCAGGAUAAGGAUACCAGUGCAUACGAUCGUGCCUUAGUGAUCGUUGCUGACAGCAUCCGGACGAAUGCGAACUACAAGGAAAGGGAUGAAAACCAGGUCUUGGGAUGGCUUCAGGCCCAUGGCUACGCUUAAUCCUUUUGGGGAGGACCAACUAGUUGCUUAUCUACUUGCACGGCUAGUGUGUUGUUAGAGAUCUUACCUGUGAUUAGGAUAUUUGGUAGUUAAAUACUAAGUAGGUCACUUAAGUAAUGCUCGGAAGAAGGCUAUCUGAGUUGUGUUUAAAACGGAUGGCUAGGGGACUUGUUAGAUCCACAUACUUUUCCUAGUUCAAGGUACGUAAGGAAAAUCGAUCUGUUAUGGGAUGGUAGCCAUAGAUACCAGGGGAGAGUGAUUGAUCUAGUAUUUCACCCGAUGGACCUUACUAGGCACGGAGUAUGGUAUGGCGUUUUGAUG
Messenger RNA from Aspergillus sclerotioniger CBS 115572, 3193 nucleotides. RefSeq names its product M1 family metallopeptidase. NCBI's taxonomy places the organism in Eukaryota, Fungi, Ascomycota, Eurotiomycetes, Eurotiales, Aspergillaceae. The record is from RefSeq and is a predicted model, not a curated record. Gene Ontology annotation, molecular function: metalloaminopeptidase activity; peptide binding; zinc ion binding. Gene Ontology annotation, biological process: proteolysis; peptide catabolic process. The transcript is spliced from 12 exons. Bases 227 to 2872 code for a protein of 881 amino acids. Gene Ontology annotation, cellular component: cytoplasm.